AUGUUCACAACAAAACUCGCCAUUUACUACUUCCGACGCCAACCCCUUGGGUCGACCCGAGACAGAUGUUUGAUUUUGAUAGGUAGUAUUGCUGGUUACCUCGGCAUACCGAGUUCUGCGACAUACUCCAUGUCAAAGUUUGGUGUUGAUUCGAUUCGUGUCAAUCUAGUUGCACCAGGCUACGUCAUAACCCCGGCCUACACCAAAGAAAUAAUCGCCUUCUUUAAAUCAAAGGGCGUGAAAUUCGCCUCAGAAGAUGAUGCCUGUAAGGCAGUCUUGAGAAUCGCCUCCGACACUGCCGUGAAUGGUCGGUCACUUGCGGUUGUAUCCAAAGAGGAUUGCGCCGAGGGAUAUUUCGACCUGGCCCAGGACGAUUUCUCCGAGGGGAGUAAAUUGCACGGCAUGCAAGAUGUUGCACUUAAUGUUGGAUCGCGGACGUAG
Molecule: messenger RNA, 441 nt
Organism: Blastomyces gilchristii SLH14081
Lineage: Eukaryota; Fungi; Ascomycota; Eurotiomycetes; Onygenales; Ajellomycetaceae
Product: short chain dehydrogenase/reductase
Exons: 3
Coding region: 1-441 (146 amino acids)
Source: RefSeq, a predicted model, not a curated record